This is a messenger RNA of Gossypium arboreum, 1998 nucleotides long. RefSeq lists its product as uncharacterized. The transcript is spliced from 8 exons. Lineage: Eukaryota; Viridiplantae; Streptophyta; Magnoliopsida; Malvales; Malvaceae. The record is from RefSeq and is a predicted model, not a curated record. Gene Ontology annotation, molecular function: nucleic acid binding. Gene Ontology annotation, biological process: DNA integration. Bases 1 to 1998 code for a protein of 665 amino acids.
AUGAGCUUUACACCAACACCACCACCUAUCUUUGCUGGUGAGAACUACCACAUUUGGGUAGUGAAGAUGAAAACUUACCUUCAAGCACAUAAUUUGUGGAAUGUGGUUGAGAAUGAUAUAGAACCGGCUUCAUUGAGGGUUAAUCCCACCAUUGCACAAAUCAGACAACAUAGUAAAGAAUGUGUGAAGAAGCACAAAGCAAUGUCUUGCUUGCAAAAUAGAGUGUCUGAUAUGAGAGAGUCUAAGACCAUUAAGCAAUACUCUGACAGAAUAAUGGCCACAUUCAACAACAUUAGGCUCCCUGGAGAUGAUUUUAGUGAGAGCAGAGUUGUUGAGAAGCAAAGAAUGGCCAACAGACUGGAAGAGUAUCCUGAAGGAGAUUUUCAAGAAAAAGCCAAAGAAAGCUCAAGUUUGAGCUACAAAGGAAAGAAACCAUGGCUUGACAAAAGGGAAAGACCAAAGAGGGAUGAUGGGAAGAAAAACAAAGUCAGAAGCGACUGGCUAGUAGACAGUGGUUGUACUCAUCACACAGCAUCAGAAGAAGGGUUGUUCAAAGAUCUUCUCAGAAGCUUUGUUUCCAAAGUCAGGAUUGGAGAUGGAAACCUUAUUGAGGCUAGAGGAAGAGGCAAUGUUGUGAUCAACAUAAAGUCAAAUAAAAAUAUAAUUUCAAAUGUCCUUUUUAUACCUGAUAUAAACCAAAAUUUACUUAAUGUUGGUCAGAUAAUAGAGAAAGGUUAUUCACUUGUUUUAAAGAAUAACUCAUGCAUUAUUGAGAACACAUUUGGUCAAGAACUAGUCACAAUAGCUAUGACUGAGAAAUGCUUCUUGCUAGAUGUUAUUCAGCUAGAAAAGAAAGCCUAUACUAGUCUUGCUAAUAAAGCUAGGUUAUGGCAUAAUAGGUUAGGCCAUGUCAAUUAUAGAUCACUUGGUUUGUUGCACAAAUUCAAUCUGGUUGAAGACAUGUCCAAGGUUGAAGUCAAAGACAGAGUUUGUGAAAUUUGUCAGCUUGGGAAGCAAAUGAGAUUGCCAUUUCUAGUUAACAAGGCAUGGAGGGCUCGAGACAAGCUUCAAUUGGUCAAUUUUCUAAAGAAAAAGUCUGAGGUACCUGAAGUAUUCAACAAGUUCAAAGCCUUAGCUGAAAAUCAUUCAGGUUGCAAGAUUAAGGCAUUGAGAUCAGACAAUAGCACUAAGUACCUGUCUGAUAGGUUUCAGAAGUUGUGUGAGCAGGCUGGAAUUCAACAUCAGCUAACAACAAUCUAUACUCCUCAGCAAAAUAGAGUUAGUGAAAGAAAGAAUCAGACAGUACUUGAUAUGGCAAGAUGCCUACUGUUUGAAAACUUUGAAGCAGACAAAAAAGUGCCAAUUAUCUUAGAAAGACUGUUCUUAGCAACCGGAAGGACCCUUAUUGAUCUGGAGAAGGUAUCCGAUCGAGAGUAUUUAAUAGUGGGGAUGGAGCUCAACUAUGUUAAGGAUCCGUUGGAACAAAUGUUGACAUCAGAUCCUCCAAAUGAUGAAGAGAAGGAUGAAUGCUUAGCUUUGUUAGAAGCUAAUCAAAGGGAAGUUAAUCCGCAAUCCCUCAUUGAAUCUUUGGAGUUAGGGAAAAGAGAUCAUGCUAAGAAUAGAACCAAAUUGGAGAAAAGAUCUGUGCCAGGGAUCUUUAUUGGUUACAACAACACAAAGAAAGGCUAUAGAGUCUUUGAUCCAUCCACCAAAAGGAUCAUUGUGAGCAAGAAUGGGAAAUUUCAUGAAGAAAAUGCAUGGAAAUGGAAUGGUUCAAAUACAAGCUUGACUGAACAAGGUCAGCAAGAUAUUGAUCUGCAACCAUUUAAAGAAGAAGAGCCAAUUGGUGAUGAUUUUGAUGAUGUACUUGUGAGAAGCAUAAGAACCAUCACUGACAUCUAUCAAAGAUGUGAUGUGGCAAUACUGAAACCUUCGAGUUACGAUGAAGCUGCUAAAGAAAGUGCUGGAAAAGAGCCAUGGAAGCUAAAAUGGAGAUGA